Colius striatus (speckled mousebird) is the source of this 2860-nucleotide messenger RNA. RefSeq names its product adenosine deaminase (gene ADA). Gene Ontology annotation, cellular component: external side of plasma membrane; cytosol. NCBI's taxonomy places the organism in Eukaryota, Metazoa, Chordata, Aves, Coliiformes, Coliidae. The transcript is spliced from 11 exons. Gene Ontology annotation, biological process: adenosine catabolic process; T cell activation; negative regulation of adenosine receptor signaling pathway. The record is from RefSeq and is a predicted model, not a curated record. Gene Ontology annotation, molecular function: adenosine deaminase activity. The coding region runs from base 86 to 1261 and encodes 391 amino acids.
GCUGGCGGGGCUGUGCGCAGUGCUGCCUUACCUCGGCCGCUUCCCCGCGCUGCGCAGCCUCAAGCUGCCCUACAGCAACGUGGACAUGUGCCACCCGGCCCCCGGGCACGGACGCCGGCAUCCGCUGCUUGGCCGCUCACCUCCGGGCCCUGCCUGCCCUCAAGGAACUCGAUUUGUACUCCUCCAGGCUUUCUGGGAGACUCAGGCAGCUCCUGGGGUUGAGCUCCACGUCCACCUGGAUGGAGCCAUUAGACCAGAAACAAUCUUGCACUUUGGAAGGAAAAGAGGGGUUCCUCUUCCUGGCAGUACUGUUGAUGACCUCCUGAAGCAUGUCAGCUACAAAACACCACUGACACUUACCCAGUUUCUAGAGAAGUUUAAUCACUACAUGCCUGCCAUUGCGGGUGACCGUGAGGCUGUGAGGAGGAUCGCCUACGAGCUGGUGGAAACGAAAGCCAAAGAAGGUGUCAUCUAUGUGGAGGUACGGUACAGCCCUCACCUGCUGGCCAACUGCCGUGUGGAUCCCAUCCCCUGGGGCCAGAGCGAGGGAGACCUCACUCCAGAUGAAGUCGUUAACCUCGUAAAUCAGGGACUGCAGGAUGGAGAAAGGGAUUUCCGCAUCAAAGCCAGGUCUAUUCUAUGCUGCAUGCGCCAUAUGCCAAGCUGGUCCCCAGAGGUGGUGGAGCUCUGCAAGAAGUAUCGGAACAACUCUGUGGUAGCCAUCGACCUGGCUGGGGAUGAGUCCCUGAAGGUGGAGGAUUCCUCUGAGCACAAGAAGGCUUAUGAGGAAGCUGAACGAUGCGGGAUCCAUCGCACAGUCCAUGCUGGGGAGGCCGGGCCGCCCGCCAUGAUCAAGGAGGCAGUUUAUCUCCUGAAAGCUGAGCGCAUUGGCCAUGGCUACCAUGUCCUGGAGGACCCUGAGCUCUACAAGGAGCUGUUGAGAGCAAAGAUGCAUUUUGAGGUCUGUCCGUGGUCCAGUUAUCUCACUGGAGCCUGUCUUCCAGACUUUGGGAAACACCCAGUGGCACAAUUUAGGAAGGAUCGUGCUAACUAUUCUAUAAACACAGAUGACCCCCUCAUCUUUAACUCCAAUAUUGACAAGGAUUACAGCAUAGUGAAGGACUACAUGGGCUUCACUGAAGAGGAGUUCAAGAGAGUGAACAUCAAUGCAGCUCAGUCCAGCUUCUUACCCGAGAAGGAAAAGCAGGAGCUGCUCAACACUCUGUAUGAAGCCUAUGGGAUGGCCCCCAAUGCAUCGUGAGCCUCCCCUGUGAGCCAGCGUGGAGCAGUGGCCCUUCUUCAUGUGUGGUAGCACUGGGAGAAGGUGCCCAGAGUCAGUCUCUCUGACAGCCAGCCCUCUGUUAACCUUUACAGAGGGAAGCAGAAUCAGGCUAUUACAUACUUACCUGUGAUCCCCCCACAAACUCUCUCCCAAAUGCAUAUCCAGCUUCCUAUCUUGCUGUUGUGCAAACAGACCAAAACUGCCUCCUGGCCUGACUUCCUUCUCCAUCUGCCAAGCUUCCUGUACUGCAAGUGAGAACAGAACCUCCCUUGCUUGUUUUUUCCCCUCCCUUUUCCCCUGCUUUAUCUGUCCUGCCCCACUGACCUGCCCAGCCCUUGUCUGCAGUGCAGAAAUAACCACCCUUAACUGUGACUGUGGGCUGGGUUAAUCUUCAUCUUUCUGAGAAGAAGGUCUGGUAGUGCUGACAGGGAGUGAGCAGGCACUGCAGAAACAAGAGGCUUGAUUCCCAUCCUUGUGGCUUUGACUACAGCCAUAUUUAUCCAGGGUUAGUCUUGUACUAACAAGACUGGAACAAGAACAAGCUGGAAGCCAAUGCUCUUGCCCCUGCACAGGUCUGAAGGGCAUUUGAAAGAAAAAUUAGCAUUUUGCCAUCCUCUCUUGGACAAAGGCUCUUGUGCAUCAGCCUCCCAGCAUCACUGGCACAGAAGCACACACCUUGGGCUGAGGCUCCGGCUCUGCUCACAGCUGACUGACCACGUUCACACAUGCUUAGGAAGCUGGAACAUAUUUUUACCAUUUUGGGCCAAAAUCUGCCUUCUGGGACUUUUCCUGGUUUUGUACUCAUCCUGGAGAAUUCCUGUGAACUGCAGUUUGCUCUGCCUCUGUUUGAAACCACGAGCAAUUGCCUGUUGUAACCAUUCUGCCCUCUUCUGACUCCUUCGAAUCUUUAGACACCGUUAAAGCUGAAUAAGCAAAUUAAUAAGCUAGGGCUCAAUGUCACAUGUUGACUGGGGUCCCAUCUGAACUGCUUCUCUCACUCAGCCACAACCCAGGCUCCAGGUCAGAUCUUCAGUCUGGUGAAUUUCUACAGAAACAUUCACCACGAUUCCUGAGGGAUUUUGGUGCAUGGUGGUGGUUUUACUUCUUAUGCAAUAGAGGCCUGCAUCCAGAGAAGAGACCAUCAUUUUCUUACAUGAGUGUGUGGUGUGCUUUAGCUUCCCAGGUGUCUGCCAAGACACUUACUCCAAAGAUACUGUACCAAAAAGUUGCCUUGGACAAGGGGCCGUGGUCACUGUUACCAUGGACGUGGUGUGGGAAUGUUUCCAUUCUUUCUGGGUUUCCAUAUUUGUCUUCUGAGUAAAAUACUCAUCUCUGAAGUCCAUGGUGCAUAUAUACAAUCAUAGAGGUUUUUAGCUAGCUAGAUGGGUAUGAGUGAGUGAGUUUCUUACUUUAAUAAAGCAAAGGGUAAGGCACCACGUUUAAGAACACGAUUGUGGGCAGAACCGGGCUUGGUUUGGGUAAUUUUUCUCCAAAAUUGUUUCUGAAGAAGGGUUGCUUGUUUGGAUUCUGGACAGUUGAUUGUUCAUGCUGUUUAAUAAAACAACAAAUUUAUAUGAA